Molecule: messenger RNA, 1011 nt
Organism: Solanum stenotomum
Lineage: Eukaryota; Viridiplantae; Streptophyta; Magnoliopsida; Solanales; Solanaceae
Product: very-long-chain 3-oxoacyl-CoA reductase-like protein At1g24470
Exons: 4
Coding region: 58-1008 (316 amino acids)
Cellular component (GO): endoplasmic reticulum
Molecular function (GO): ketoreductase activity
Source: RefSeq, a predicted model, not a curated record
AUAGGGGAUACGCACUUUGAGAAGCAUUCCUAUUUUCUUCUCCAACAAAUCAAGAAAAUGCUUUCAACUAUCAUGAAUCACCUCAAAACUCAACCUCUCUUUGUUCUCCUUCUCUCAUUCAUUGGAUUCAUCUCCUUCUUAAAAAGCUUCAUCAUUUUUCUCAAAUGGAUUUUCUUUACAUUUUUAAGAACUCCAAAGAAUCUUGUCCAAUCUUAUGGCUCUUGGGCACUCAUCACUGGCACAACUGAUGGAAUUGGAAAAGCUUUUGCUUUUCAACUUGCACAAAAAGGUCUCAACCUAAUAUUAGUAGCAAGAAAUUUAAACAAACUACAACAAGUGUGUUAUGAAAUCCAAACUCAAAAUCCAAAUAUCAAAGUCAAGAUUAUUGUUGUAGACUUCUCUUUUAAUGUUACUAAAGAGAUUCAAGAAAUGAAAAAGGGCAUUGAAGGAUUGGACAUAGGUGUUUUGAUUAAUAAUGUUGGUGUCACAUAUCCAAGAGCCAUGUUUUUUCAUGAGGUAGAUGAGAACAUAUGGAAAAAUAUAGUGAAAGUAAAUUUGCAAGGUACCACCUUAGUGACGAUGGCGGUUUUACCAGGAAUGAUAAGUAGAAGAAAGGGUGCCAUAGUGAAUAUUGGGUCUGGUGCUUCCAUUGUUGUACCUUCUCAUCCUCUUUUCUCCAUCUAUGCUGCAACUAAAGCGUAUAUCGAUCAGUUUUCAAGAUGUUUAUACGUUGAAUACAAACACCAUGGUAUAGAUGUGCAGUGUCAGGUACCAUUAUAUGUUAAAACAAAGAUGACUUCAAGAGUUGCAAGCAUAGAGAAAUCAUCAUUGUUUAGUCCAACCCCAGAGAAGUAUGCAAAAGCAGGAGUAGCACAAAUAGGAUAUGGUUGGAGGAGCAUGCCUUAUUGGCCACAUUCAAUUCAAUGGUGGUUUGCUUCUUUGUUGCCUCAAUCUCUUCUUGAUGCAUGGCGCCUCUCCAUUGGCCUUAAUAGGAGGAUUAAAACUUAAUUG